UGUGUCGCGACUGUCGGCGACGGCGGGCGAUGGAGGAGCCGCCCCCGCCGCCCGCCGCCAGCCCCGACCCAGCGGAUCUCGAGGCUGUGUUUCAGGCCCUCGAGGAGAUGCUUGCUUCGUCCCACCCUGAACUGGCUGCGUUUUUGGAGGAGAAUAUCAUGGGUCAGUGUGAGCCUUCAGGAAGUGAAGCUGUGAGUGUCACGGUAGAAGAGAGGACUUCAGCUGGCAACGUGAGCUGUGGGAACAAUUCCCCCGAGCCAGAGGGCCCUGAUGUCCAUCUGCUGUACCUUUCCAGAAGGGCCGCUCUGCGUGGGAGGAAGGUGGUGAGGUCCAGGCCUGGGCCAGCCCUGGCAGGUGACGAUGGCUGCAGCUCUGCUGGGCCGUGCCCUGACCGUUACAAUGACCACCACAAAAUCCUUGUAAACCUCAAGAGCCUGAUGAGGGCCCGCACAGAGAAGCUGGCAGCUGGUGUGGAGGCACCCAGCCACCCACCCAGCCACUUCCAGCAGCAGUUGGGCACAGCAGUGAACAGGGACCUGCUGCAGUCACCCUCGACCCUUGGCAAGGCCAACAAGACUGCCACACUGCAGAAUUGUUCAGUCCCCAAUCCUGUGACUGGCACUGCUGGUUCUGCAGCUUUGACCAACACCAGUGGCAGUGAUUUCCAGGGAGAAGUCAGACUAGAUAUUGCAUGUCAGCUGCUGGAGGAGAUGUUAUCAUCCAAUCCGGAAAUGGCUGCCUUUUUGGAGGAGAAUAUCAUGGGUCAGUGUGAGCCUUCAGGAAGUGAAGCUGUGAGUGUCAUGGUAGAAGAGAGGACUUCAGCUGGCAACGUGCUGCUGGACUUGACCCAAUCUGAAAGCACAGCUGUGCAGAAGAGGGUUCUGGGGAGGAUCAGGAAUCUGAUCCGUGGGCUGGCCAACAUUUCCAAAUGGAGGUACAGCAGGCCCUGGCUGUUGGACUGUCAUUUCAGUUACAGCCAAUAAGCUGCUCUCCUUGAUGACCAAGGAGAGUUCUCUGAGCUUUCCUUUGAUGAAGUUAAAGGAAGACCAAGGAGCUGGAAGGUUCCUGCCCAGACAUCCCGAGUCCAGUUUCCAGUUCCCUGGUGUGCUGUACACACAUACACACACAGAGGCAUCCCACCGGUCAGCAGCCUAAGACACUGUGCAUUUCCAGCUGCUGGCCCCAAGACCUGUAAGGCCCUAGAACCUGUGUUCCCUUCUUCCACUGCACCCUUGGCCUCCUCUCUGAGCAGGCACGGUUCCAGCCCUUUGGAGGGACCCUUUCCCUUUGCUCCCUUUUGUGCCCUUUCCCUUUGCCUGCCU
This is a messenger RNA of Chiroxiphia lanceolata (lance-tailed manakin), 1322 nucleotides long. RefSeq lists its product as uncharacterized. The transcript is spliced from 8 exons. The record is from RefSeq and is a predicted model, not a curated record. The coding region runs from base 30 to 983 and encodes 317 amino acids. NCBI's taxonomy places the organism in Eukaryota, Metazoa, Chordata, Aves, Passeriformes, Pipridae.